AUGCAGUGGUCGUGGAUACUUCUUGCUCUCAUAGCUUUCAAUACAUGCCCUCGUACAGAUGGGUUUUCAUUUGGCGAUCUCUCCGAUUACAUCACUGAUUUGUUCCACGAGGAUUCUCAGGAAGAAAAUUAUGAUGACAAUGGAGCAAACAAAAGUCAGCCAUCGACUACAAAUGGACCAGAGAUGGAUGGGCCACAGAUAGCCGCCCCAGAUCAAAUGCCAGGCGAUCUCAGGGGUCCACGUGUCAAAAGAGCCGACUGCAAUUCAUGCGUAGCAAAUCCUCACGGUAGUUGUCUUAAUGGAGGAGGCACCUGCGAUCCGUUCACUUAUCAAGAUCCGAAGAUUCAGUACACAACCGGAGGCCCUUGCAAGGAAGCGACUCUGACCUGUGAGGGUUUCGAAUCUGUGUACCUCGAUGGUUCGACCACCACUGAUCCAACAGGAGGCGAUGGUGGAGUACUGAUGACAAUUCCGAUAUUAAUUUGCUUUUGGUCGUCAGCGUUACAAUUACCUGUGACGCGACUGGCGCCUGGGUUGCAAGUGGCAAUCAAAUCGGAAAUGAAUUUGAUUGUCAAGUAUGGCAACCAGUCAAUACGACGACCACAACGACAACAACAACGACAACGACAACCACCACAACCACAACCACAACAACAACAACGACAACGACAACAACAACCACAACGACAACAACCACAACGACAACCACCACGACAACCACAACAACCACGACAACAACCACCACGACGACUACAACCACCACAACGACAACCACUACCACUACAACCACAACGACAACCACUACCACUACAACGACAACCACUACCACUACAACCACAACGACAACCACUACCACUACAACACAACCACAACGACAACCACAACAACCACCACGACGACUACAACAACUACAACGACAACCACGACUACUACAACGACAACCACGACUACUACAACCACAACGACAACCACAACGACAACCACCACCACCACCACAACCACAACGACCACAACUACAACCACAACCACGCACAACGACAACCACCACCACCACCACAACCACAACGACCACAACUACAACCACAACCACGACAACAACAACCACCACGACAACCACUACCACUACCACGACAACCACAACAACAACGACGACUACUACAACCACCACGACAACCACUACCACUACAACGACAACCACAACAACAACGACGACUACUACAACCACAACGACAACCACUACCACUACAACGACAACCACAACAACAACGACGACUACUACAACCACAACGACAACCACUACCACUACAACGACAACCACAACAACAACCACAACGACUACAACAACUACAACUACGACGACAACCACGACCACCACAACCACAACAACUACUACUACCACGACAACAACCACCACGACGACCACAACUACAACGACAACAACUACUACAACUACCACCACAACGACCACGACAACCACGACCACAACCACCACGACGACCACAACCACAACAACUACUACUACCACGACAACAACCACCACCACGACAACAACCACCACAACAACGACUACCACGACUACCACAACCACAACCACGACAACUACUACAACUACCACGACAACGACCACGACAACAACCACCACGACGACUACAACCACGACGACCACAACCACCACGACAACAACCACCACAACAACGACUACCACGACUACCACAACCACAACCACGACAACUACUACAACUACCACGACAACGACCACGACAACAACCACCACGACGACUACAACCACGACGACCACAACCACCACGACAACCACCACCACAACGACGACCACAACCACCACAACGACAACAACUACAACUACAACGACAACCACGACCACCACAACCACAACGACUACAACAACUACAACGACAACAACCACCACCACGACAACUACUACAUCCACCACGACAACCACUACCACUACAACGACAACCACAACAACAACCACAACGACUACAACAACUACAACUACGACGACAACCACGACCACCACAACCACAACAACUACUACUACCACGACAACAACCACCACGACGACCACAACUACAACGACAACAACUACUACAACUACCACGACAACGACCACGACAACAACCACGACGACGACUACAACCACGACGACCACAACCACCACGACCACAACCACCACGACUACAACCACCACAACGACGACUACCACAACCACAACGACCACAACUACAACGACAACCACGACGACUACAACCACCACGACGACUACAACCACGACUACCACAACUACAACGACAACAACUACUACAACUACCACCACAACAACAACCACGACUACUACAACCACAACGACAACAACUACAACUACAACUACAACGACAACCACGACCACCACAACAACAACGACAACAACAACAACGACAACAACUACUACAACCACGACCACUACGACCACGACAACGACGACAACCACGACAACUACUACAACUACUACGACAACGACAACAACCACCACGACAACCACAACCACAACAACCACAACUACAACGACAACAACUACUACAACUACCACCACAACAACCACCACGACGACUACAACCACCACAACGACGACUACCACAACCACAACGACCACAACUACAACGACAACCACGACGACUACAACCACCACGACGACUACAACCACGACUACCACAACUACAACGACAACAACUACUACAACUACCACCACAACAACAACCACGACUACUACAACCACAACGACAACAACUACAACUACAACCACAACGACAACCACGACCACCACAACAACAACGACAACAACAACGACAACAACUACUACAACCACGACCACUACGACCACGACAACGACGACAACCACGACAACUACUACAACUACUACGACAACGACAACAACCACCACGACGACCACAACCACAACAACCACCACGACGACCACAACCACCACGACAACAACCACCACGACGACCACAACUACCACAACGACAACCACAACAACAACGACGACUACUACAACCACCACCACGACAACAACCACAACGACGACAACAACUACAACUACAACUACAACGACAACCACGACCACCACAACAACAACGACAACAACAACGACAACAACUACUACAACCACGACCACUACGACCACGACAACGACGACAACCACGACAACUACUACAACUACUACGACAACCACAACAACCACCACGACAACAACCACAACCACGACUACCACAACCACGACGACCACAACCACCACGACGACCACAACUACCACAACGACAACCACAACAACAACGACGACUACUACAACCACCACCACGACAACAACCACAACGACUACAACAACUACAACGACUACAACAACUACCACGACAACUACUACAACCACCACGACAACCACUACCACUACAACCACAACCACAACAACAACGACAACAACUACAACCACAACGACAACAACCACAACGACAACAACCACCACCACAACGACGACAACAACUACAACAACAACAACAACUACUACUACCACAACUACAACGACAACGACCACAACGACAACAACUACUACAACUACCACCACAACGACAACGACAACCACGACAACCACCACGACGACUACGACAACUACAACCACGACGACUACAACGACCACAACUACAACGACAACCACGACGACUACAACGACAACCACAACAACCACGACAACCACAACAACCACGACAACAACCACUACGACGACUACAACAACCACAACCACAACCACAACCACUACGACAACCACGACAACAACUACCACUACGACAACCACGACAACAACAACCACCACGACGACAACCACAACAACAACCACCACAACAACCACCACGACGACUACAACCACAACCACCACAACCACAACGACCACCACUACAACCACAACCACGACAACAACAACAACGACAACAACCACCACGACGACUACAACAACCACCACGACGACUACAACAACAACAACGACAACCACUACCACUACAACAACCACCACGACCACCACAACCACAACGACCACAACUACAACGACAACUACGACCACAACCACAACCACAACCACAACAACCACCACCACGACUACAACCACCACAACGACAACCACUACUACUACAACGACAACCACAACAACCACCACAACGACCACAACCACCACAACCACAACCACGACAACCACAACCACGACAACAACAACCACCACGACAACUACUACUACCCACCCACCACCCGACUAAAGACAACCACGACAAAACUACCACUACGACAACCACGACACCACAACCACCACAACCACAGACGACUACAACAACCACAACGACAACCACAACAACAACCACCACAACAACCACCACGACGACUACAACAACUACAACCACAACCACCACAACCACCACAACCACAACGACCACCACUACAACUACAACCACAACUACAACCACGACUACCACGACUACAACGACAACAACUACUACAACUACCACCACAACUACAACGACAACCACGACAACAACCACCACGACGACUACCACCACAACAACGACAACCACGACUACCACAACUACAACGACAACAACAACUACGACUACUACAACAACCACGACUACCACAACCACAACGACAACAACCACAACGACAACAACUACAACGACUACAACAACUACAACGACGACGACAACCACGACCACCACAACAACCACCACGACAACUACAACGACAACAACGACAACAACCACAACAACCACAACCACGACCACAACCACGACAACAACAACCACCACGACAACCACUACCACUACAACGACAACCACAACAACCACCACGACAACUACAACAACUACAACGACAACCACGACUACUACAACCACAACGACAACAACCACAACGACAACAACUACCACGACUACUACAACCACAACGACAACAACCACAACGACAACAACUACAACUACAACGACAACAACUACUACAACAACGACAACAACUACUACAACUACCACCACCACGACAACAACCACCACGACGACUACAACCACAACAACGACAACCACGACUACCACAACUACAACGACAACGACCACAACGACAACAACUACUACAACUACCACCACAACGACAACGACAACCACGACAACCACCACGACGACUACGACAACUACAACCACAACCACUACAACAACGACAACCACGACAACUACCACAACUACUACAACAACGACCACAACAACAACAACUACUACUACCACUACAACAACCACGACGACUACUGUAAAUUCUUUCAAGCUUCGAGUUAUUAGC
Messenger RNA from Mesorhabditis belari, 5358 nucleotides. NCBI's taxonomy places the organism in Eukaryota, Metazoa, Nematoda, Chromadorea, Rhabditida, Rhabditidae. The record is from the annotation of a GenBank genome assembly.